This is a messenger RNA of Symbiodinium pilosum, 543 nucleotides long. NCBI's taxonomy places the organism in Eukaryota, Dinophyceae, Suessiales, Symbiodiniaceae. The record is from the annotation of a GenBank genome assembly.
GAGACCUGCUUCGGGCACGAACGUCUUGCAUGGCUGGAAGACUGGUACACGUGGAUACUUCCACACCGGGAGCUUCAGCUGGAAAACGACGACCGCGAAUUGCUCAUCCGACUGGACUGGUUCCGCCUGACGAAGGACUUCCAGUUCAAGCACGAGACUCUGGCCGGCGGCGCCAUUGAGUAUGUGCGACAACGGCUUCGCAAGCUGAAGCAGACAAUGCAGGGCCAGUACUUGGACCCCGAUUCUGAUGGCCUCAGCGACUCCGAGCAGUCAGGACCGGUUCGAAGCUUCUUCGACGUCUUGGUCGGGGAAGAAACCUGCCAGGAUGGCGAUAUCAACUUAGCAUCAGAUCCCACCCUCGAAGCUGACUUGGCAGAUAAGGUGGAGCACAAUUUGGACGACUCCGAGGUUCAGAUCGUGAUGCUGACCGUGAAGUCGCUAGCAGAAGUUGCCGUGGUGCAAGCCCUGACUAUCUUCCUUGUGCGGACGCUGACCGGAGAGAACUUCUCGGACUUUGUGAACGCCAUGCGGAUAACCAUCCAG